AAUACAAGACACGGUUUAGAAUAUAUUUAACCCUUUUAACUUCUACUACUAAUACUAUUACAAUCUCCACAUACAUCACUUACUUCCAUUUCAUCACACAAUGGGCUACUCUUGUUUCACACUACUCCUCUCGUUGGCCAUCUUCUUCUUCUCAUUCCGGCAGUCGUCGGCCGAUCUAAUUCGCCAGACGUGCAAGGCCACCAAGUACUACGACCUCUGCGUGUCGACGCUGAAAUCGGACUCCUCGAGCCCCAAGGCCGACGGCGCCAAGGCGCUGGCGCUAAUCGCGGUGAGGGCCGCGGCAGCCAACGCGACCGCCACCAACGCCUACCUGUCGGCGCAGAUGCUGAGCGCGGCCGCGAGCGACAUGAGAGCGGCGCUCAAGGAGUGCGCUGACAGGUAUGCGCUGGCUAGCGAGGCGCUCAAGAGCUCCUCGCUAGAUUUGAGCAACGAAAUGUACGAUUACGCGUACAUGCACGUGAUGGCGGCCGCGGACUAUCCGAGCGGGUGCCGUGGCGCCUUUAAAAGGGCGCCGGGGCUGCUCAUUCCCCCCGAGAUGGCUCUCCGGGAGGACGGCCUCAAGCGCAUCUGCGACGUCGUUUUGGGAAUCAUUGAUGCUCUAGCUUGAUUAGCUGCUACUGUUUCAAUUGUGCUUUUUAUGUUGAAUGUUUUGUAAUGUUGAGAAUAAAGUCAGAAGAUCUGCUACUUAAAUUAUGUAUUGUUUGACUGCUUUGAUUUAUUUAUUUAUUAUACCGGACCAUCAUUUUCA
Messenger RNA from Salvia splendens (bonfire salvia), 769 nucleotides. Its product is annotated as cell wall / vacuolar inhibitor of fructosidase 2. Gene Ontology annotation, molecular function: enzyme inhibitor activity. NCBI's taxonomy places the organism in Eukaryota, Viridiplantae, Streptophyta, Magnoliopsida, Lamiales, Lamiaceae. The record is from RefSeq and is a predicted model, not a curated record. Bases 101 to 628 code for a protein of 175 amino acids. The transcript has a single exon.